Molecule: messenger RNA, 1353 nt
Organism: Toxorhynchites rutilus septentrionalis
Lineage: Eukaryota; Metazoa; Arthropoda; Insecta; Diptera; Culicidae
Product: testicular acid phosphatase homolog
Exons: 3
Coding region: 33-1148 (371 amino acids)
Biological process (GO): dephosphorylation
Molecular function (GO): phosphatase activity
Source: RefSeq, a predicted model, not a curated record
ACAGUAUCGUUUGAGCAGUUCACAGGAAUAAAAUGUGGAAACUAGUUGCUUUCACCGUCGUCCUUGUACAGUUGGCCUACCUGGUGGCCACAUUCAGAAUUCAAAAUCCGGCGGAAAAACCCGGCGAUAAGUUGCUGUUUGCUCACGUUCUUUUCCGCCAUGGAAACAGAACUCCAACCGCAAGCUAUCCCACGGAUCCUUGGAAGGAUAUCAGCAGCUGGCCGAAUGACUGGGGCCAACUGACAAAUGUUGGCAAACGAACCCAUCUUCAUCUCGGCCGCUGGAUGCGAGAACGCUACCACAACCUGAUCAGCGAUCGCUACUCGCCUAAUGACAUCUACGUCCAGUCGACCGAGUACGACCGUGUGCUCAUGAGUGCUCUGUCUAAUCUCGCCGGAUUGUAUCCACCAAAGGGCGACGAUAUUUGGGACAAAAAAAUCGACUGGCAACCUAUUCCCGUACACCAGAUUCCGAAAUCGCUGGACAAUAUCAUUGCAAGUACCAGACCUUGCCCCAAGUUCGAUGCGGAGUUAAACAAGUACAUGCAGGGGGAGGUCUUCCAGUCUUAUAACAAAUCGCUCGCCCCCGUAUACGAAUACUUGAGCAAGAACGCUAACAUGCAAAUCGAUUCCUACCUGAAACUGUAUGACAUCUACAGCACCUUGGAUAUCGAGUACGAAAGCAAAGGCAGGCUUCCCGAAUGGACACGGAAGGUCUACCCGGAGCCGCUGAGAAACAUCUCGGCGACAUUCUUCAAGCUGCACACCAGCACCGACGCGUUGAAACGUCUGAAGAUCGGUCCUCUACUGAAAGAAAUGGUUAACCGAUUCCAGCAGAAGAUCAACAAAACUCUCCAGCCAAAUCGGUCCCUCUGGAUCUACAGCGGACACGAUACAUCCGUGGUGAAUCUGCUCAAUGGUUUGGGAAUGUUUAAAACCCACAAUCCACCUUUCGCGGCGUGUGUCAUGGUCGAGCUGAGAAGUGCAGCCGAUGGAAAGCCGUUCGUAUCGGUGUAUUAUAGAGACAGCGAAGCGGAACCGGAGGCGAUGAGUAUUCCCAACUGUGGCACGAGAUGUCCGCUGGAGAAAUUCGGUGAACUUUACAAGCACCUCAUUCCUGAUAACUGGGAGAAGGAGUGUGAACUGUAAAAUAGUAUGCUUGAAAUAAUUCUUGAAUGAUAUUUCACUUGGCCGACAUUUAGAGAAUAUACAAUUUCCGGAAGAAAACGCCAUUGUUGACUCCUCUCAAAAAUGCCUCAAAUCGUUUUUGUUACAGAUUAUUUUUGUAAUAAGAAAGCUACAGGAUAUUUUUGAAUGUAUAAAACUUCGAAUUGAAAUAAAACACAGAUAAAUG